UGUUGGUUUUAAAUGUGGGGAGAAAAUUGCCUCGUACAAUUUGGGGCAUGUAAUUGGAUUUAUAAUUUGGUGGUGGCCGCAUAUGAGAGUUUUAAAUUCAUAGUACAUUUCACCUACCUGUUCCACUUUCUGGAAUGUAUUCUCGGUAAACAGUCAACCCCAUGUCUCCUCCAGUCGUGGAAAAAACGAAUGAUAGCGGUUAGAAAAUGUCAAACCUAGUAAGAAACAAAGCCUCCUUCCCUAACCGGGAAUCGAACCCAGGCCGCAGCGGUAAAAGCCCUACAUGCUCACCACUAGACCACCGAAGAACCACAAAUCCACACCUCUUCUCCUUGCUUCUGACUACAGUGACCUUUUCCCUUUGCUCUGGAAGGCCUUGAGCCUUCCGGAAGGGUCACCCGUCGUUCCAGAAAUCCUUUCCUAAGGUCGUUCCCUCCCUGCUUCGUCCAAAAAAGGAGCCCGCAGGUGACGCUCCGAGCGCGCGCGAGGCCAGCCGUGUCUGCAAGUCCCGAGCGAGUUGCCUCAUCCUGGCAGCACCUCAGAACUGGCCUGGUGACGCGUCUUUGUGAGGUGGCUGCGUGUGGAGAGAAGGUCACCGGUGACCGGGGAGCGUGCUAGGGGCCCACUGGAGGCGGGAGAGAAUGUGCGCGGGGAGAGAAGGGGCCGCGCACCGUGACCCGGCAUCUCCAUCGUCCAAAUGUACUCAGGCGGAUGUAGCAACGGAGACAGCUUGGAUGGAAAACGCUUUCAAAUCAGGCUCCAAGGCCCUGAACUGGAUUCCGAAUCCUUCCCAUACAACCUGCUGCACCUGCAGUUUUCUUACCUUACUUGAGGGCAACUCCAUCCUUCGUGUGCUCACGCCAAAAAACUUGAUGCCGGUCUUUCACAAUCCACAACCUAAUCAGUUAAGAAUUAGUUUUUCCUUUCUGAUUAAUUGCGCACUUUGAUCCACACAGUCUUCUUGGUCUGAUUUUGGCCCUCGACUCUCCUGAUAAAGGCGUGGAAAUCGAUUCAACUCGCGACGCUCGGUCCGCUAAGACUUCAGGGUUUGAGACCUUAAACCUCGGGAGCGUGGGGCCGGGUCGCGGUUGAGACUUUUCUUGGCUCCGCCGGUCCAAAUCGGCCUCUUCCGGGCCUGUACUCGGGGGCCGGGGGCAGGGCGGGGCCGCCUCAGCGGGGCCCCUCUUGCCGGAUCGGGAGCCCCGCACCUCGCGUGACGCCGGCGGAGAAGCUUCCGGCGGUGUUGAUUUCAUUUGCCCGCGGCCCGCGAGACGCAGGGGCGCGGUGCGCGCGGGCGCACACGGCGACUUUGUGGUUCUCGGGCACCCGCUGCCCUCCCGGCUCCUCUCGUUCUCCCUCGCGGGCAGUAACGUCCGGGCAGGAAGAGACCUGUAGGAGACGGGAAGCCUCUCCUUUAAGUCCUGUCCAGUCAGGAUCCAAAAACGGUCUUGAAGAGACAGAGGGCGAGGUGAAAACAGAUUAAGGGAAAAGAAGAAAUCCCAUGCGAAUUCCUCAUCUAAACGCACCCUGAAGAUGAAGUCGGCGUCCGCAGCGACCCGGUCCUCCCGGCGUGGUGAAGGAGGCAGUAAGAGUGUUCUUUGUGAGAAAAUGCUCCAACUGAAGCCUGUGAUGCAUCAACCCUUAGAGAAGAAGGGACCUGCUGAGAGGGGAGUGAAUGAGCAGAAGACUCAGCCUGAGAAAGCAGGAUUCUCCUCUGUGUCUCACAGUGGGAAAUAUUCCUUGAUCCAGGAUCAGGCUCGAGAGUUGACCCACCUGCGGGAAAAGAUGAGGAUUGGGAGGGCUGUCUCUUCCCUUCUCAUCCAGCAUGUCAAGAACACAGUGAAGACCUUUGAAGAGCUCCUCAGCAGUAAUAAGAUUGACUGCUACAUGAAGCAGCAUUUCCGUGAGCAGCUGGCCAAGGGCAGCCAGCUAGCAGAGAGCCUUGCCAGCAAGUUCAACACAGAUGACUGUAUAAGUAAGAAGAAUCAAAGAGAACAGGUGCUGCGGGACCUCAGUAUCUUAAGGGAGUUGCAGAAGAAGGAUAAAAUGACAGAAGUCCUAGAGACCAAGCAGGAUGCCCGGCCCCAGACUAGGCCCCAGACCCACUCCAGCAGCCAUGCCCAGUCCGCUGCCCAUCGCUCCCCUAGCAGCACCUCUCCGCUGUUUGAUGAGCAGGAAGUGCGCCCUGUAGUGGAUGUGGCCAAUGAGAGCCCAGCCACUCCUGCUGAUUCAGGUUCAUUGCCCAGCAACCAUUCAGAAGCCAUGUCUGCUCAGCCCUUCUAUCCUUUGAGUGGCACCACACAACUGAGUGGGACACCAGACCCUGGGCUUCACGGCAGCAGUGGUCCAUGGGACGAGAUGAGGCCUCAGAAGAUGAAUGCAUCUGGGAACCUAUCCUCCUUCUCCUCUUUAUACCAGCCCAACUCCAAGCCCUCUGGGGCCGACCUGCUGGAAAAGAAUCUUGUUGAGAUCCAGAACCUGCGCCAGCGCCUGGAGGAAUCCAUAUUCAUCAAUGACCGCCUGCGGGAGAGGCUGGAAUAUGUGCUCAGCAAAGCUCACCAAGGAAAAAGAACUGCACAGCCAGCUCCAGAUAUCUCCCUUGCAACCCCUCAUUCAUACACUGAGAGUCACUAUUCUGCCUCUGGUAAGGACAUCUUGUGACAUGACAGCAGGAGGGUCUAGAGAUAUGUUCUCCAGAUUUUCCAGCCCUAUCCAACAGCAUUCGUGGAUGUAAACUUGGAGGCAUCAGAUGUUACCUUUAAAUGAAUGGAUCAAUUUAAUAAAUUAUUAUUUAAAACUU
Molecule: messenger RNA, 2800 nt
Organism: Orcinus orca (killer whale)
Lineage: Eukaryota; Metazoa; Chordata; Mammalia; Artiodactyla; Delphinidae
Product: myomegalin
Exons: 8
Coding region: 1534-2661 (375 amino acids)
Source: RefSeq, a predicted model, not a curated record